Acinonyx jubatus (cheetah) is the source of this 2977-nucleotide messenger RNA. It is a transcript of the gene EME2, whose product is annotated as essential meiotic structure-specific endonuclease subunit 2. The record is from RefSeq and is a predicted model, not a curated record. Gene Ontology annotation, molecular function: nuclease activity; DNA binding. Bases 1 to 1320 code for a protein of 439 amino acids. Gene Ontology annotation, cellular component: nucleus; Holliday junction resolvase complex. The transcript is spliced from 8 exons. Gene Ontology annotation, biological process: mitotic intra-S DNA damage checkpoint signaling; replication fork processing; double-strand break repair. Lineage: Eukaryota; Metazoa; Chordata; Mammalia; Carnivora; Felidae.
AUGAGCCGCGGCCGCAACUUCUUCCGCGCCAUGGUCCGCGCCCCGCCGACCGGAAGCCGCUCCACCGCCGCCGCCGGAAGCGGCCGGUGUCCCGCGCAAAGGCGUCCGGGCUCGGCCGGAAGCCAGUUGGAGGCCGGGCCGGCCAUGUCGCGGACGGAUACGGGGAGGGCGGGGAGCUCGCGCCGGGGCGGGUGUCUGCGGCGUCCCCCGACAUGGGAGGUCUCGGACUCGGACGCCGAGGGCCCCGCGGGCGCGGAGGAGGGUGCGAGGGUGCCCGGCCCGGCGGAGGAGCGCAGGGCGGCGGCCAAGGCGCUGCGGCCCGAGCAGGCCCUGCGGCGCGUGGCGGUGCGCGUGGACCCAGCCGUUCUGGAAGAUGCUGGUGCUGGCAUCCUGCUGGAGGCCCUGAGCACUCUGGGCUGUGAGUACCAAGUGGAAACCCAGCGCCUGGCCCGGAGCCUCAGGUGGACCAGAGCAAAGCCGGAUUCUUGCCCCGGUACCGUGCCUUCUGAGGUGUGGGACGCAGGUGAACAGGAUUUCCUGCUGCUCCUGGAGCCGGAGGAGUUUCUGCAGGGCGUCAACCAGCUGACCCAGACCUGUGGCCCACCCUGCUCGGUACCGUGGAUCUCUCCUGAGGGCUCCACCAGCCCCCACGUAGCCGUCAUUGGGCUGGAUGCCUACCUGUGGUCUCACCAGCCCAGCAACAUCCACGAGACAAGGCAGCCGGAGACUGCAGCAGUGGCCCGUACGGCAGUGGCACUCAGCUGGCCCAGGGUGGAGGAGGCCCUGGUGCUCCUGCAGCUCUGGGCACACCUGGAUGUGCUGCUGGUGGCCUCCUGGCAGGAGCUGAGUCGGCACGUGUGCGCAUUCAGCAAGGCCUUCGCGCAGCGCCCUCGCAAGUGCGUGACCACCACCCUGACUGGUGGCUGCAGCCGGGAGGGGGGACAGGAGUGCCUGGAGAGGCAGUACCGGGAGUCCCGUGCCUUUUCCUUCUGCGUGGCUGGACGCUGGGCAGGGGGUGAGCGAGUGGCAAGAGAUGGCACAGGGCUUCGGGGGGUCUGGUGGCGGCAGAUCAGGCAGUUCAACCGGGUCAGCCCGGCCGUGGCCGAUGCUGUUGUCACCGCCUUCCCCUCCCCCCGCCUUCUGCAGCAGGCCUACAGGACCUGCAACACAGAGCAGGAGCGCACGGCCCUCCUGGCUGACCUCCCCGUGAAGACGGGCGAUGGUGCGCGGCCCCGCAGGGUGGGCCCUGACCUUGCCCGCCGCAUCUGCCUCUUCUUGACCACGACCAGUCCUGAGCUCCUGCUGGACCUGGGCUCCUGACCACGUCCGCAGGACCAGAAGGGGGUACGCCGCCUGCCCUGCCUAGCGGGUUAACUGGAAACUACCACAGGCCGAGGGAAGGGAACAGCGCUGCACGUGGGGGAUGGGAGGGUGGAAUGCUCAGUCAGGUCUGGCCCUCUGGCCCCCUGGCCCCGAAGGGGUGGUGCCGGGAGGAGCAGGAGAUGACGCUCUUGCCAGGAGCUGCCACGCUGGCUGGAGAGGGUGGCGUUGAGGUUCCCCUGCCCUGGGUCCUGUCCACGGCGGCUACGGGCCUGGUGCCCCAGCGGAAUGGUCAGGAAGGGGAAGAAGCGGUAAGAUGGGGUCUUGCGGGAGGAAAGGCAGCCAGGGUGUCUCCUGGAAAGCACCGUAAUGCAGCUGGACCUGAUAAGGAAAGAGCCCCAGGCCUCGUCCCGCCACCACUGCGAGGCGUUGCCCAAACGCCGAGUUUAUUAGGGUCAUUUCAGCCUGGGACGGGAGAAACAGCAGCUGACGACAUGCAAAAGGCAAGUUAAGAAAGAGCCCCGGCUGGCGGCAGCCGCGGUGCCGCCCCUGACGUGUGUCCUCCGCAGCCCACAACAGCCGCCCGGGCCCGCGGUCAGUCCCAAAGAGCCAGGACGGCCGCCCCCACACCCAACGCAGGAAGCAGGUGCCCUUGGACGGUUCUGCUUUCAGGAGCGCAGGGCCUGUCCCAGCCUCGGGUGGCAGAGGGACGGACCUCAGCUCCGUCCUGUCUGCUGCCCUGGAGCGUGGCCCAAAAGGGAGGGACGGAGAACGCGCCACCUCGGCCCGGAAAAGCAGUUUUCGUUGGAAAACAAGUUAGGUCCGUCGGCAGCGCUUCCUCUGGCAGCGCCGGGUCUCAGGGCCGCCGGGAUCGGCCAUGGCCUUGGGCGAGGGCGCAGGGGGCUUGUGGCGGCCACAGCUCAUGCUCAGGACCCAGCCCAGCUUGUGGCGCAGCACCUGCUUCAGGCCGGGCGGCAGGGGCAGACCCUCCAGCGUGUCCCCGGAGUCGGGCCGCAGCUGGCGCAGGCGGUAGCAGCACAGGAACUGCAGGGACGUGACGCUGGCGCACGAGCGGAUCACCUUCAUGCUGCUCUUGGCCGCGGUGGAGCACACCAUCGGGUAGAACUUCUUGUUCUGCAGCUUGGUGGCCGCCACGCCUGCGGGAGCAGGGAGCAUAGCCUGAGCUCUGGCCCCCUGUGGGGGCUGCGUGUCCCCCGACGGCAUCUGAGGACACGGACAUCCCUGACGACUCUCGCGCCGGGGAUCCCGGCGCCUCAGGCUUCUGUGAGGACAGCCCCUUGGGGGGCCUGGGGUGCUUGGCCUGGGGCUCCAGCUGCCGGCCCCGGGGGCCCGGGCCCAGCCGCCCUCACCUAUGCACUUCCUGUUCUUGAAGAAGGUCAGCGUGCCGUGCCAGGUGUCCAGGUGCACACCAAUGAUGGAGCCCUGGCCGAAUCUCGACGAGAAGCUCAUCUUGUCGCCCUUGUGGUGGAGGAGCCCUGGGGGGGGGGGGGGGGGGCGGCGGAGGGGUGAGCCAUGCCGCCCCGGCCUCCCACCCGCCCCACCGGCCGCAGUGCCCCGCGCACCCGUAUAGGAGAGGCCCCAGCUGUCCUCGUCCCUGCCGAGCAGGCUGCAGAAUGUGUGGUGAUACUUGUCCAGA